UAUUUCUUUGAGGAAUGACCAUCAAAAACUUCUCGAUUGAAUACGAUGCCAUCAACGGCAGAAACACCUUCACAGAUGGAGAUACCGUGAAUGGGAGGAUCAUCGUCGAGGCUUCGAAGGAAACCAGAAUCCAAUCGCUUGUUUUUACAGCAAAAGGAAAAGCUCGGGUCAGAUGGACCGAACGUCACGGAAAGCGUCAUCGUCGAGUGUACUGGGCCGAAGAGAAAUAUUACGACGUCAAACAUAUCUUGAGAGAGGCAAAACAAGACGGCGUUGAUGUCAUUUGUAAAGGAAGACAUGUGUUUCCUUUUUCCUUCAAGAUUCCUGAAAGGAACAUGCCCUCAUCUUUCAAAGCCUCCAUAGGCAUCAUUCUUCAUCAAUUGAAGGCCGAGCUUAAACGAUCAAUGAAGCUGACCAAAAAGGCAACAACUCACUUUACAUUUGUGUCCAAAGCAGACGUGGAUGUUCCUGGACUUCUGGAGCCUCAGGAUACAUCCGUCAAAGUGUUCGGCUCUGGAAACGUCUCAAUGGAUGUUCACACCCAGCGGAUGGGAUACGAGCAAGGCGAGGCUCUCCAAGUCACGGUGGAAGUCAGCAACCACUCAACUCGUUCAGUUAAGCCCACAUUUAUACUGUAUGAGAAGAAGAGUUUCUUCGCCCAGGGUCGCAGGAGAGUUGGCACACAUGAGAUCCUUAAGCAGAAGAUUGAGUCUAUUGCACCUGGGAAAGAGACUGUAACCACGGUGAUCCCCAUCCCCAGGGAACUGCCUCCCUCCAUCUUGAACUGCUCCAUCCUCAAGCAGGAGUACAGGCUGAAGAUCCAUCUAGAUCUCAAAUAUGCUGCUAAUCCAGAGAUCAAGUUCCCGAUAGUCAUCCUACCUUCCUCUGAGGUGCCUGAUAUAAUAAAACAACCACCUGCUGCUGCUUUUGGAUAUGAAGCGUUUGGGGACCAGGACCGAGGGCCCUGGAGCACGCCGCCUCAACCGCAACCGGCAACCCGCGCUUCGGAUCCCCCGCCUCCCGACGGAGCACAUGCAGCGCACCCUCCUAGCAACUAUGCGAGUGCACUGUGAAUACGCCACAGAUAUGGCCGCGCACUCAUUUAUUUUUGUUUGAUACAAGAUGGACUGUUCCUCUUUCUUUUCAUCAACAUAUAUUACCCACAAUGCAGCUCAAGUGCCAGCAGUUCGUUUGGAGAUUGCUCAUGUUUGUUUGUAAUAUUUGCAGCUGCAUAACUUAAGAUGCUUUGAAUAAAAUGUGUUUCUUCUUCUGGAACAACACGGCUGAUUCUAACACUAGUGAUCGUAUAUAUUUUUAUUAGCAAUUUUCUAGUCAUACCUGAUGCCAAAAUGUAAUGUAAUUUAGUAAAUUAUGAAUUGUGCUGUUAGUGUUAUGUGUACAGUAACUACAUUUCAGCCGUUGAGCAAACUUAAUGUUGACUCAACUUAUAGUUACACUGCACAUGUUACACUGUACAUAAAUAUGUAUUGGAGAUGUUUCCUUAAAUUAUACAUUAUUUAAUUUUCUCGAAUAGUUAGUUGCUCCUAUAUUUUCUCAAUCUUUUCAAAACAAACCUCUUUUUUAUUUGGUGGCUGUAUAUUCAUACCUGUAUGUAUUUGCAUUUGACCAGUAAAGAGGCCUAAACUGUGUCUUACGUUUCAACCCACACUUGUAUUGAUGUCCGUCUGUCUGAACCCACAAGGACGUUGACAUGUUUUAACCCUCCUGUUACCUUUGGGGUCAA
This is a messenger RNA of Pseudoliparis swirei, 1744 nucleotides long. Its product is annotated as arrestin domain-containing protein 3-like. The record is from RefSeq and is a predicted model, not a curated record. NCBI's taxonomy places the organism in Eukaryota, Metazoa, Chordata, Actinopteri, Perciformes, Liparidae. The coding region runs from base 15 to 1073 and encodes 352 amino acids. Gene Ontology annotation, biological process: protein transport. The transcript is spliced from 6 exons. Gene Ontology annotation, cellular component: plasma membrane; cytoplasm.